Messenger RNA from Alosa sapidissima (American shad), 2268 nucleotides. Its product is annotated as cAMP-dependent protein kinase inhibitor alpha-like. The coding region runs from base 208 to 432 and encodes 74 amino acids. Gene Ontology annotation, cellular component: cytoplasm; nucleus. Gene Ontology annotation, molecular function: cAMP-dependent protein kinase inhibitor activity. Gene Ontology annotation, biological process: negative regulation of cAMP-dependent protein kinase activity. The record is from RefSeq and is a predicted model, not a curated record. The transcript has 3 exons. NCBI's taxonomy places the organism in Eukaryota, Metazoa, Chordata, Actinopteri, Clupeiformes, Clupeidae.
CUCUAUUUCGCUUGAAUCGCACGGUUUCCAAAAUUAACGAUUGUCAGGAUGUCGUGAGGACUAGUCAGCCGCCUGUUGGGUGAUAGGCAACGAUGCUGUAGGGUACCAGGUACAUCCAUACCCGGUACAUCCUGAAUAUGGUUCCAUUAGAAUAACGGGUAACCACAGUCAUUGAAUCACAAUCUCUGGCAGGUGAUUGGCUGCAAGAUGACGGAGGUGGAGCUGAUGCUGGACUUUGCCUCAUCUGGCCGCUCCGGGCGUCGCAACGCCCUCCCUGACAUCCUGGGCUCCCCAGCAGGAGUCAACCCGUCAGACCUGCCACUCAAACUAGCCCAACUGUCUGUCACCGAUGGACCAGGCGGGGCUCAGUCUCCCAGCUCAGAGGAGCCCCCCACCCCCACCGACAGCAGCACAGGUCAGGAGGGGUCAUAGAACUCUCACCCUUCUUCCCAGAACAACGCACCCAAUGGCAAUGCCAUGGCGAUAUGUGAGCGCUGAGAGAGACACAGGGGAGACGAGAAGAGACGUGGGGGAGACUGACUAACGUCGGAGCUCUGUCUAGAUAGCCCUGUGUAUUGUGUGCAAGUGUGUGUGUUGCCUCUCAGCCUGUGAGCACUGGGUCAGCAUGAGGAGUGGACAGGAGGGGAGGACAGUGACCAGGGAGAAGAGGAAAGCUGCUUUCAGUCCAAAGAUGAGAACUUUCUCUCACAGAACCAACAAGUGAUGACAAGACUAAAGAGAAUUUUGUAAACUUUUAUGGUUUUUAUUUUAAAAACAGGGAUACACCAAAAUGUGAGAGACUUGCGAAUAGCCGGUUUAAUCAUUUGUAAUUGACUUACUUGUUUGUAAGUUACUUUUGUUGAAAAGCAGUCUGACUUUUGGAUUUUUGGACUGGGAGAUUUCCUUAGCAUGGUUACAAUACCUGUUACGGAUUUCUUGGACUGGGAGACUAUUUGUAGGAGUCUGUGACUGAUCCAGGUUGUUUUCAGAAAGAAAAUACUUUGAAUAUGCAGAUUUAAGGACAUAUCAGGACAGAAGGAUGAUAAUGGGGUUGAAUGUUGUAAAGGGCUGUUUGGGUAUUUGGGAUUUAGUAUGUACAGUAUGAAGAGAAAGUGUGACUAUACUGUAUGUGGGUGUGUGUGUGUGUGUGUAAUGUGUGUGCAUGUGUUUGUUUGUGUGCGUGUGUGUUUGAAUGUGAACUUUUCUUUAGGAGAUAAAUGUAGCAUCAUCUCUAUCAGCGAGAGCAAUGCAGUUAAAUAUAAAUGUAUUUUUAAACUCAAAAACACCCCAAGAUUUAUCUUGACAGACCUGGUUGAUUACAAUGAUCACGGGGGCUCUUCUGGCUUUCUACUCCAAGGUCACCAAAGUGAUGUCUUCAACAUGAUCAUGUCAUCUUUUGUCAAAUCCCAGAAGCACAAUGUACUUGAAGCAAAUUGGUGUGGAGAUGUGUCACUGUGUAUUUGUGUUAUACAAAUUGUGUGUGUGUGUGUGUUUUAAGCCAUCCAUUGCACCUAACAUCCUUAAGGAAAUGUUAAUUUUCUCUGUGAUGUGAACAGAUGAGCAUUAAUUUCUUUAUACAUGUAACACUAUACCAUAGUACCACAUUUAUGUACAGCUCUGGAAAGAAUAAAGAGACCACUGCACAUUCUUCUGAUGUCAUCCUACGGCUGCUGAACAAUAUUUGAAUGAGCUGACGGUCAUAUUCAAAAUUAAGGGACCUCUGCAAAUCAUUCAACUCAUUUGAAUGAUGUCACUCAGCAAACGUACAAUGACAUUUUUUUUCCAGAGCUGUACAUAAGCAGCUGGUCUCACAGAUGUGUCAGACAUGCAGGAGACAGUGUUGUGUCCUAAGGUUAAGACCGCUGUAUAUCGUGGUGGCAUUGUCCUCAAACAACCCAGAUAUUCUGAAGAUUGUGUUUGCUCUGUCUGUUAUUUGCACACUAACACAACUUGUUUUUGCUGAUGAUGGCUUACACAUAUUGUGGAACUACAGAAGGGAAAAACAAUAAACAAUUUAAAAGAUAUCUGCAGAUGGAUUUGUAGGAUCUGCUACGCAUAUACAGUAUUUCCCCCCUUGUCCCGACAUAACAGAAGUUAUAAUGGAAGUCCUGUGAAUUUUUCAGUAGUGUAUAAUCAAAUAAUGGUAUACAAAUAUAAACCUUUAGUGGUGUGCCAAAGUGACAUGCUGCUGCUUCAGUGUUCUGUUCAACAGGAACAGUAUACCUUGUCACUGAGACAUCAAUAAAGAAAUCCAAAUCAAGAGAGACA